AUGGAGGAGGAGGAGUGGUGGAAAGAGGAGCUGGCAACAGACAUCCAUCAUGCUCUGAGGAUGAAGGAACUUAAAUUGCCUGUGUACAAGGCUCGUUCACCACAGAUUGGGAUGCGCCGAUGCCUUGUUGAUAUCUUGAUUCUGCUCAGCAACCACUGCAAGCUCUGCCCCACAGCCCGGCAUCUUGCUAUCUAUCUACUGGACCUCUUCAUGGAUCGCUAUGAUAUGACUGCCAAGCAACUGUACAUAAUUUCAUUUGGCUGUCUUCUCCUAGCAAGUAAAUUUGAAGAUAGAAGACAUAAAGGUCCAAAGUUGGAGCUCUUAAAUAAGCUAGCAUGCAUGUGCAACGUGGAUGUGGUAUUAAGCAAGCAAGAUUUGUUUACAAUAGAAGGACUGCUUUUGGAAAACUUUGGCUGGAACCUCUGUAUGCCAACACCAGCACACUACAUUGACUACUACCUCUAUGUAUCUUUUGGAGCUAAUGACCUUCACUAUGGCUGGCCAAUCACCUCACCAAACAAAGUCAGAGAGCUUCUGGAGACAUACGCCUAUUAUUUCCUUGAUUUGUCAGUGCAAGAUCCCACAUUCCUCCAUUUUCGUCCAUCUCUGAUUGCUGCAGCUAGUGUGUGUGCCUCACGUAUCUGUCUGCAGGUUUCUCCUAUCUGGACAAUGCAGCUUGAAUGGCUAACAUGCUAUUCCUUGGAACAUCUUGCCCAGUGCAUUGAGAUGAUGCUCAUGUAUUAUGAGAAUGACGUCAAUGAAACCAGUAACGUAAAAACACAAGAAACAAUUCAAUAUCAAGAACAAGAAGCAGUGGGAAAUAUGAGUUGCCAAGCUACUACUCAAGUUCUCUUCCAGCAAUCUAGUUACCACCCUUUAACACAGCAUUCAGCUGCAUUUUCCCAGUUCCAGUGGCCAGUACAAGAUCUGUGCUCAGCUUAUCGUGAAUCUUUACAGCAGGCCCACAGGCCCAGUGGUCCGCUUGCUGGAAGCACUGACAGCUCCCUGCGCUCCUACACAGCUCCUCAGGACAGCCUUCAGCCAUCUGCCCAGGCUCUGCCCAUCCGGGCACCCUUUGCCACGCAGGUGGCAUUUGGAACAGAGAGCAGACCCUGCAUUUCCAGGGUUUGUGGCAGUAGUUACUUCAGUGAUUUUACUGGUAAAUACUGA
This is a messenger RNA of Neopsephotus bourkii (Bourke's parrot), 1170 nucleotides long. It is a transcript of the gene CCNJL, whose product is annotated as cyclin J like. The record is from RefSeq and is a predicted model, not a curated record. Gene Ontology annotation, biological process: regulation of cyclin-dependent protein serine/threonine kinase activity; mitotic cell cycle phase transition. Gene Ontology annotation, molecular function: cyclin-dependent protein serine/threonine kinase regulator activity. The coding region runs from base 1 to 1170 and encodes 389 amino acids. The transcript has 5 exons. Gene Ontology annotation, cellular component: cytoplasm; nucleus; cyclin-dependent protein kinase holoenzyme complex. Lineage: Eukaryota; Metazoa; Chordata; Aves; Psittaciformes; Psittacidae.